This is a messenger RNA of Penicillium coprophilum, 2085 nucleotides long. RefSeq lists its product as uncharacterized. Gene Ontology annotation, cellular component: cytosol. Lineage: Eukaryota; Fungi; Ascomycota; Eurotiomycetes; Eurotiales; Aspergillaceae. The record is from RefSeq and is a predicted model, not a curated record. The coding region runs from base 1 to 2085 and encodes 694 amino acids. Gene Ontology annotation, biological process: positive regulation of GTPase activity. Gene Ontology annotation, molecular function: guanyl-nucleotide exchange factor activity. The transcript is spliced from 6 exons.
AUGUCCUUCGCGGGUAUAUCUACCGCCCAAAUGGCCGUCCAUAGGGAAGCUGGCAACUCAGUCUCGAGAAAGACUGAUUUGGAUAUUCCUUCUGUCAGACAGAUUCUUUCAGAUCUAUCGGAGGUUAAUUCCUCUUUACCACCCCGCACGGAAACCAUUGACUCGGAAGAGCAACAGGAGAUGUUGCAUGAAUUACGAGAGAUCAUUGAGAAGGCCCAGGUGGCUGACGAGGGUGGAAAGAGCUUCGAUCUCAGUGAGCUCCAUGCAUCCCUUGAAGAGGCCGAUGCAAGCGAAAAACGCGGGCGACGGGACGCCGAGACCCUGCAAAGCGUGAGGGCUACUCUGCAAAAACUCUGGGCUUGUAACUCCGAGUACUUGGUUCAAGCUGCUGAGAUUAUUGCAGAUGGUAGUAGAGAUCCCUCAUGGCGUGCUCCAUUUGGCCAGUCUGGUGUUCUGAACUUCUUUUUGGAUGUUGUUUCUUUGAAGGGCGAGGUUGAUACCAGCUUAUUGCUUCACUCUCUACGGGUUAUUGGAAACUCCUGUGCCGAUACAGAUGAGAAUAGGGAGAUCGUCGUCAAGGGAAACCAUACCCUUGCUAUCAUUCGAUACUUCCUUGAUCCAGACUUGAUCUUUGUUGCCAUUCCGGUCAUCUAUAACAUUUGCAUGGAUUACAAACCGGCACAUGCUCAGAUGGCUGCUAAUCGGGCAGCUUACAUCUUAUUGAAACUGAUCAAAGAUGGUGAGAUCGAAGAUAAUGAGGCCCUACUUCAUUUCUCAUACGAUUUGAUUGAGUUAGCCUCGGAACAAGCCGAAGGUAUUGAGAACUCUCCUGACGGAACAAUUCUACUCCUAAUGGAGCUUGCUGUUGAUGAGACUCUUGAUUUUGCGCAUUUCUCAUCAUUGGUAACUUCUCUUGCUGCUUACCUCGAAAAAGAAAAGUUCCAGAAUAUUUGUGUGUCGAACGGAAUGGUGGAAGGCGUGCUGGACAUCCUGCGCCAUUCAUUUUCGAUUGUAAUAGAUCCUUCUUUGAGCGAAGAUGUUAAGGCUCUCGCGCAGCUCCGCCUGAAAAUUAACCAGGCUUUGGCUGAGGUAUCGGCAUCACCAUUCUUUGCCAAAUAUUACCCCCUUGACUCCCCUCUUUCACAGACAUUGAAGUCAUGGGUGGUUGCAACCGAAGAUCAACUUCAGAUUUGCGCCUGUGUCAUGCUUGGAAAUCUCGCCCGGUCCGACGAGGUGUGCCAGGUGAUGGUUCGGGACCUCAAAAUACACGAAGAAUUGAUAUCCGUCCUUAGGGGCGAUGCCCGUGGUGCGGUCCUACACUCUUCGCUUGGUUUCCUGAAGAACCUUGCAAUUGCCGGCGACAACAGAGCCAUUCUUGGAGAAGCUGGCAUCAUCCCUGCAAUCUCACGAUUGUGGGCAUAUGAAUCUGUUCCGCAGGUUCAAUUCUCGGCUGCAAGCAUCGCGCGACAAGUGAUUAUCUCCUCAAUGGAUAAUAUUUCCCGUCUUCUAGCUCCUCUCUCACAUGAUCUUGAUUCUCCGGCUCACCAACGGACCUAUCUCUCCCUGCUCCUGUCUCUUUUCGAAAAAACAGACUCGACACCAAUCAAGACUGAAAUCGGACGGACAGUUGCUUCGAUCUGUCGGACUGUCAGCCCCAAGGCUCGCAGUGGCGAUGAAGAAGCAACGUCCUUGCUUGACCGGCUGUACAUCCUGCACGAGGGUGUUUCGCUACCAGUAGGGGCGAUGAUCACACAGACUCAAUGGCCUGUAGUGCGCAGUGAAGGCUGGUUUGCUCUAGCUCUAAUGGCGACAAAUAAACUCGGCUGUGCCGCUGUUGUGGACUGUUUGCACAAGACAGAGGUCAUCGAGUUGCUCAAGACGACGCUAGGCAAUGCCACUCACGACCAAGAUAACGCCGAGGAGGCAGACAAGUCGCAAGAGACCAAAGACCGUGACAACGCUUUUGUGCUUGUACAGGGACUGCUGACGAACGAGUCUGGUGCGCUUCCUACCGGUUAUAGAGAUAUGCUGGAAGACUUGGUGAAGGUCAAUGCAUUACAGUUGAAGGCUGUAAAAGAUGCUUAG